UGUGUCCCCUUCCCCCCCCCCCCGGGCGUGCGUGGGCGGGGGUGGGGCGGGGUGGGGAGCCGUCCCCGUGGCAACCGCCCGCCCCCGCCUGGCCCGCACACGCGUGUCCUGACAUGUGCGUGUGCACGCCCGGCUGUGCGCGUGCGCUGCAGGCCCGCGCCGCGAGGCCGGAGCCGUGGGGACGCGCGUGGCGGGGGGACACGCGUGGCCGGGGACGCGCCGGGGACACGCCGCGCCGGGCCGGGCGAUGCUGCGGGCCCCGGGGCCGCUGGGGCCGCCCCCCGGCCGCCUCCUCCUGCCCGACGCCGCCGCCGCUGCCCUGCGGCUGCUGCCGCCGCUGCCCGGGCACCCCGGGCAGGAUGCGACCCCUCGCCCUGCGCCGCAGAUGGAGCCGGUGCCGAAGGCGGUGCUGGGGGCGGCGCUGGCCAAGCCCCGGCGCCCCGUCAUCGCCUGCAGCGUCUGCCAGAUCCGCUUCAACUCCGAGAGCCAGGCGGCAGCGCACUACCAGGGCAACCGGCACGCGCGGCGCCUGAAGGGGCUGGAGGCCGCCCGUGCCCGCCGGGGGGGGGACACCGGGGACACCCAGGACACCCCUGGCCCUGCGCCCCCCCCGGCUGGGGAGACGCCUGACCGCCCAGGCGAGCAGCCCCCGGCCCCCGCAGCCCCGGGUGCCCCCGGGCCCCCCUCGCCCCCCGUUCCCCCCCCGGCCGUGGCCACGGAGGCGUCGGGGGGGACGCGGGGGGACGCGGCGGGGGGCGAGGAGGAGGAGGAGAAGGCGAAGGCCAAGCGGCUGCUGUACUGUGCCCUCUGCAAGGUGGCCGUCAACUCCCUGUCCCAGCUGGAGGCCCACAACAAAGGGACGAAGCACAAGACGCUGGUGGAGGCGCGCAGCGGGCUGGGGCCCAUCCGCGCCUUCCCGCGGCUGGGGGGGGCUGCGGGGACCCCCCCGGCCGAGGCCCCCGAGCGCUCCUUCCACUGCCAGAUCUGCAACGUCCGCCUCAACUCCGAGCUCCAGCUCAAGCAGCACAUCUCCAGCCGGCGGCACCGUGAUGGGGUGGCCGGAAAACCCAACCCGCUGCUGAGCCGCCACAAAAAACCCCGGACCCCCCCGGAGCUGGCGCCGCUGCCCUUCCCCAAGGAGCUGCCCAAGGCGCUGGCGGGGGGGGGGCUGCUGCCGCCCCCCCUGGCCCUGGCAGCCGCCGCCGCCGCCAUGGCCGCCCCCCCGCUGGCCCUGCGCCCCCCCGGGCCCCCCCUCCUGCCCGGGCCCCCCCUGGCCCCCGCCCUGCUCCGCCCCGCCCCCGGGCCCCUGCGCCCCGCCCACGCCCCCCUCCUCUUCUCCCCGUACUGACACCCCCCCCCCCCCGGCAACCGUCGCCCGGCAACCGGCAACCCCCUGGCGAACGGUACCCAACCAUCACCCGGGGCCCAGCGGCGGUUACCUGGCAACCGUUACCCAGCAACUGCAACUGGCAACC
Molecule: messenger RNA, 1475 nt
Organism: Grus americana (Whooping crane)
Lineage: Eukaryota; Metazoa; Chordata; Aves; Gruiformes; Gruidae
Gene: ZNF385A
Product: zinc finger protein 385A
Cellular component (GO): nucleus
Molecular function (GO): zinc ion binding; nucleic acid binding
Source: RefSeq, a predicted model, not a curated record